Molecule: messenger RNA, 1646 nt
Organism: Hydractinia symbiolongicarpus
Lineage: Eukaryota; Metazoa; Cnidaria; Hydrozoa; Anthoathecata; Hydractiniidae
Product: threonine synthase-like 2
Exons: 6
Coding region: 115-1533 (472 amino acids)
Biological process (GO): dephosphorylation; 2-oxobutyrate biosynthetic process
Molecular function (GO): pyridoxal phosphate binding
Source: RefSeq, a predicted model, not a curated record
AUUAAGUUUGAUCAUAUGUUUCAAUUUUCUUACUUAUGAAUAUCUUUUAUUAAAACGUUGUUUAUUUACUCUCCUGGAUUAAGUUGAUAUUUUUUAUUGUAGUAAGAGUGAAAUAUGAAGUACAGAAGUACCCGCGGUUACGCAUCUGGUUUAUCAUUUGAAGAGUCUUUACUAACUGGCUAUUUACCGGAUGGUAGCCUCCUUAUGCCAGAAACCAUUCCUUGUCUAAAUAAAGAAAAACUUCAGACGUGGUCACAUCUCUCCUACAAAGAGAUUUGUGUGAAUGUUUUCCAAAUAUUUGCUGGUGAAGAUUUUUUGUCUUCAAAAGAAUUAAAUGAACUAAUUGACACCGCAUAUCAUAAUUUUCCUGAAGAUACCGUUCCACUAACGAAACUAUACGAGGAUACGUACAUCUUAGAGCUCUUUCAUGGUCCGACUCAUUCGUUUAAAGACAUUCCCCUUGCUAUUAUUGGUCCAAUACUGAACCACGUUAUGAAGAAACGAAAUUCAAAAUGUUUGGUGUAUGUCUGCACCUCCGGAGAUACUGGAAGUGCUGUUAUCGAGGUGACUAAAGAUCUACCUCUUGUUGAUACAUUAGUUUUCUACCCCGGAGGAGAUCGCAUCACAGACUUACAACGUCUGUUAAUGACCACGGUUUCAUCCGAAAACAUUCAUGUUUUCUCUGGUGAUUUCUUCUGUGACGAAUUUGAUAAAUUCUUUUCAUCUUUUGCUCCACCAAUCAAAGAAAAGUAUCCUGAGCUAGUAGUGACGUCAUUAAAUUCGUUGGUAUGGGUACGCAUAAUGGCUCAAAUGAUCCACUUGAUAUAUGCGUAUUUUCGUGUUGCAAAAAAUUUUGGAAACGUGAAUUUUUUCGUACCGACUGGUGGUAUGGGUCACAUAACAAGUGCUGUUUUGGUGCAGAAGUUAGGUUUACCCAUAUCUAUCUCGCCUUGUUUUAACAAGAAAAACCUUAACAGCUACAGCUUUCUCCAGGGGAAAGAAUUUGUCAGCGAUAUCAACGUCACAAAAUCUCUCUCAGUUGCCAUGGAUAUUCAGAUUCCAUGCAAUAUUGAGAGACUUUUGUAUCUGUGGACAAAUGGUGACGUAGAUGAAGUUAAAAAAUAUAUGGAUGAUUUUAAAGAUGGCUCUUGCAAAGCAACUGAUGACUUACUUAAAGUUAUGCAGGAAAGUGUCACACCAUUUAUAGCAAGUGAUGACGAUAUUAUUUCUACGAUUAAGAGAUGCAAACAGGACACGAAUUACAUCGUCGAACCUCACACUGCGGUUGGGUUGACUGAACACUAUCAACGAAAUGUCGCCAGAAGUGGAGCUAGCGUGUACAUGGGAUGUGCGUCGCCAAUUAAGUUCAGUGAAGUGAUAACGUCAGCAGGUAUUGGACUUCCUGAGAAAUAUAAUGAAUACUUGAACGAGUUGAAAAGUCGAAAAAAAUUCGACCGUGAGCUGCCCAGUGAAGUUACAGGUUGGUCUGAUUUCGUCAUGAAGUACAUAGAAGAAAAUAUUAUGACAAGAUGAAGUAGGACAGAGAUAUGGCAAUGGCUGAAGUCUGAUGGAGUUAAAUUAAUAUUUGUUUAAGCAUGUAUAUAAUAUCACAACAAAGCUGGUGAGGAUGUCGUGACAGGGUCGAA